AUGCCUUCCUCUCAGAUUCAACAAAAGACCCAGCCAUGGAAGAAAUUUUGGCCACCACAAGUCGACGCCGCUUCUCCUCAAGCCAAACAGACUCCGGAGGAGAUGAACCUCCAACGAUCCUACGGAACGCACGCUUCCAACACUAAAGGCAAAAUCUUUGCCAUUGAUAACAAGCCUAAGUACAUCGUAGCCACUUGA
Molecule: messenger RNA, 198 nt
Organism: Glarea lozoyensis ATCC 20868
Lineage: Eukaryota; Fungi; Ascomycota; Leotiomycetes; Helotiales; Helotiaceae
Exons: 2
Coding region: 1-198 (65 amino acids)
Source: RefSeq, a predicted model, not a curated record